Molecule: messenger RNA, 2610 nt
Organism: Lycium ferocissimum
Lineage: Eukaryota; Viridiplantae; Streptophyta; Magnoliopsida; Solanales; Solanaceae
Product: S-linalool synthase-like
Exons: 10
Coding region: 71-2587 (838 amino acids)
Biological process (GO): diterpenoid biosynthetic process
Molecular function (GO): magnesium ion binding; terpene synthase activity
Source: RefSeq, a predicted model, not a curated record
ACAUCACUUCCAAGAAUAGCUAAAGCUAGCUAAGAUAUCACCUCUUCAUUAGCUUCUCUUUGUAAUUCUCAUGGAUUCCUCAUCAUUGUCUUCCAUUGAAUCUCUUGUCAAUGAGAUCAAGAAAGAGUUACUGAUCUCAAACCAAGAUUUUAACAACACUUUUCUUACCCAAACAUCUGCCUAUGACACUGCUUGGUUGGCCAUGAUUCCUUAUAAUAAUCAAGAAGCCAAUGGUCCUAUGUUUGAGAGUUGUCUAAAUUGGAUUCUCAACAACCAAAAUGAGCAAGGGUUUUGGGGUGAACCCAAUGGUGAAAAUCUUCCCACCAUUUAUGCUCUCCCUACUACUCUUGCUUGCAUGAUAGCACUCAAGAAAUGGAAUGUGGGUGAAAGCCACGUAAGGAGAGGUAAAAUUAAACUUCUCUUUGCAAUUCUCAUGGAUUCGUCAUCAUUGUCUUCCAUUGAAUCUCUUGUCAAUGAGAUCAAGAAAGAGUUAUUGAUCUCAAACCAAGAUUUUAACAACACUUUUGUUACCCAAACAUCUGCCCAUGACACUGCUUGGUUGGCCAUGAUUCCUUUUAAUAAUCAAGAAGCCAAUGGUUCUAUGGUUGAGAGUUGUCUAAAUUGGAUUAUCAACAACCAAAAUGAGCAAGCGUUUUGGGGUGAACCCAAUGGUGAAAAUCUUCCCACCAUUUAUGCUCACCCUACUACUCUUUCUUGCAUGGUAGCACUCAAGAAAUGGAAUGUGGGUGAAAGCCACAUAAGAAAAGUGCCUUCAAGAUCUCCAGUAGAUAAAGAGCUAGAAAUGCUUUGCAUGGUUGAUAACAUACAAAGAAUGGGAGUAGCUCAGCACUUUGAGAAAGAGAUUCAACAAAUUCUUGACCAAGUUUACAAGAAUUAUCAAAUGAACUUGCAAACUAAUGAGUACUUAUCAUCAGAAACAAGUGAUUUACCUGAGAGAUUAUUCAAGGACUCAUUGGCUUUUAGGCUUCUCAGAUUGCAAGGCUACAAAAUAAAUCAAGGGAGUUUUUGUUGGUUUCUUAAUCAACCACACACAAGGGCCUACAUAGAAAAGAACCAAGAACAGUUUGCAUAUGCGAUGUACAAUGUGUACAGAGCCACAGAUCUAAUGUUCAAUGGAGAAUCUGAAAUGGAAGAAGCAAGAUCUUUCUCCAGAAAUUUUCUUGUAAACAAUGACAAUUUAUCAGUGCUUCCAGCACUUCAAAAAUUGAUUGAACAUGAGUUGAAUGUUCCAUGGUUUGCUCGACUGGAACACCUUGACCACAGAUUGUGGAUUGAAUUAAAUCAAUCUCUCCGUCACACAAUUGGAAAAUCCCCAUAUUAUUGGUUGUCUUAUCUGCAAAAUGACAAGUUAAUGCAGCUAGCCGUGCAAAACUAUGAAUAUCGGCAGUCAAUUUACAGGAAGGAAUUGGAAGACCUGAAGAGCUGGUCGAAAGAGAAGGGCCUUGUAGACAUUGGAUUUGGGAGAGAAAAAACUACAUAUUCUUAUUUUGCAAGUGCAGCAAGCAGCAGUAGUUUUCUACCUUAUGAAUCUUUUCUUCGAUUGGUUGUUGCAAAAUGUUCCAUAAUUAUUACUGUAGCUGAUGACUUUUAUGAUGAAGAAGCCUCUUUAAGUGAACUCCAAAUAUUAACUGAGGCAAUACAAAGGUGGGAUGCAAAGACCCUAGAUGGGCCAAGUAAGAUCAUAUUUGAAGCACUUGAUGAUCUUGUGUGUGAUGUUGCCGAAAUGUACCACCUCCAACACAAAAUUGACAUCAACCCACAACUUCGACACAUGUGGAAGGAGACAUUUCAUUCAUGGAUGAUGGAAAGUUCGUGGAGUCGAACUUCAAAUUUGCCAUCUAUGGAUGCAUAUCUAAAAGUUGGGAUGAUAUCAAUUGGUGCACAUAUUUUGGUUCUUCAUGCAACUUCCCUUGGAUGUCCAACAGUGCCAAGUGAAAACCUUGGGCCAAUUAAUGGACACUAUGAAAAUAUUACAAAGUUGCUCAUGGCCACCACCCGAUUGUUGAAUGACAUCCAAAGCUAUCAAAAAGAAAGAGAAGUAGGGAAGAUGAACUACACAUUGCUUCACUUGAAUGAAAAUCCAGAGGGACACAUUGAAGACUCAAUUACUUUUGUGAAAGAUAUCUUGGGAGACAAGAAGAAAGAGUUUCUUGAAAAUGUCCUAAUGGAUGGGUUCAAUGACAUGCCAAGGACAAUGAAGCUUCUUCACCUUUCUUGCCUAAAUGUGUUCCACAUGUUCUUCAACUCUAGCAAUUUAUUUGAUACACAAGCAGCAAUACUUGAAGACAUAAUGAAAGCCAUUUACAUUCCUCUUCAACAAGAAGAACAAACUCCAAUUCCACCACCUUUAAAGCCUUUGCCACCAAUGUUACCAUCUCAAGAAAAGAAGAUCAAGAAGCAGAUUGAGAUUGCCAAAGUCAAUGCAUGUCUCAAUGGAAAAAACUUCAAACACCAAGUUGGCAUUGGUAUAAGUUUUGUUGGAAGGCAAGCUCCUAAGAAUUAUAAUUCUUUUGGUUGGUCUAGAAAAGGGUUUGCUUCACAAAAGUUAAGAUCGUGCUUCCUGUGAUCGUCUGAAACGUCUUUGAAACU